Messenger RNA from Zootoca vivipara (common lizard), 851 nucleotides. RefSeq names its product glutamine amidotransferase-like class 1 domain-containing protein 3, mitochondrial. Lineage: Eukaryota; Metazoa; Chordata; Lepidosauria; Squamata; Lacertidae. The record is from RefSeq and is a predicted model, not a curated record.
GGGCGGGUGGGAUCCGGCACCAGAUCCUUCCUUCCUGCGGCCUCUUCCUCCGUGGACACGGGGGACCUGCAGGCGAGGAUGGGGAAGCGGGUGGCCGUGGUCUUGGCUGGCUGCGGCGUCUUCGACGGCAGCGAGAUCCACGAGGCGUCCGCCGUCCUGGUGCACCUGAGCCGGGCUGGAGCGGAGGUAAAGAUAUUUGCACCAAAUAUUGAGCAGAUGCACGUUGUUGAUCAUUUGCAGGGUAGUCCAAGUGAAGAAAAGAGAAACGUUUUAGUUGAAAGUGCUAGACUUGCGAGAGGGAACAUCCAGGAUUUGGCUGAGCUGAAAGUCGGUGAAUUUGAUGCAAUAAUUUUUCCAGGGGGCUUUGGCGUAGCGAAGAACUUGUGUUCCUGGGCAGUGGAAGGAAAGAACUGCACUGUCAACAGCCUUGUGAAGUCCACCCUCGAGGCUUUCCAUAGCGCAAAGAAACCCAUUGGCUUGUGUUGCAUCUCUCCUGUGCUGGCAGCGAAAGUCUUCCCAGGCUGUGAAGUCACCGUCGGCCACAACAGAAAUGUAGACGGAAGGUUUCCUGAUGCUGAAACAGCUGCGGCUAUCGAAGAACUUGGCUGCAAGCACAUUUGCAAAGACGUAAACGAGGCCCACGUGGAUUCUGCAAACAAAAUAGUCACCACUUGCGCGUUCAUGUGCAAAGCCCCUUUGCAUCAAAUUUUCGAUGGGGUCGGAACAAUGGUUACCGAAGUAUUGAAACUGGCAUGAAGGGAAAGCCGGGCUUGGCGGCAGCUGGUAAAUGCGUUAACAAAUGACACUUUGGUUAAAUAUGGUAGAAUUAAUAAAAAUAAUUAAGCCACCGA